GACAGGCGCGGCAUGCUGAAGAGAUUUUCGCCCUGGCUAGUUUGUAGCACUCUUCCUCAGGUAACGUCGCCUACACCAAGAGAACACUCCCCCGUUUCACAGACCGACACCAGGGCAGACGGCGUCGUAGAGGACAGCAAGAACAAAAAGGAAAAAAAAAAACAGCUUAGAAAAACAUAUCUAAAUCUAGAUCUAUUUCACGGAAUCUAAAGUAAGUAUCAUGACAUCAUUAGCCAUCUACCUACUGCCUGCAAUCCUCCUUGCAGUGUUCCACGCCGCCGCCCAUGCAGAAGAUGGCACAGGGCCCCUGUCCAGACAUAACGCCCUCAGAACUCUUUUGAGGAAAAGAUCACUGGAGGCAGCGCUGAGGGCGCCACCAUCUUUAUACUCAGAACUGCUGGACUCCCCACUGAAGCGAGACAGCAACGGCGGAGACUACUGGAUCUGGAUGCCUGCCCACGGGUACAUGCCCGUCCCCAACGACGAAGUGACAGAGCAGCAAGGGGGCCAGGAGAAGAUGGGGACCCUCCUUCGUUACGGCUGAGCGCCCCGCCCCUCCCUCUUAGCAGUGGCCCCAUGACGUCACCAACACCCAGACGUCAACUUUUUCAAUUGCCAUAAACGUUUGAUUUAUUUUUAGAGAAAUAAGAAGAAAAAAAAAUAAAACACCUUUAUAUA
Biomphalaria glabrata is the source of this 678-nucleotide messenger RNA. RefSeq lists its product as uncharacterized. Lineage: Eukaryota; Metazoa; Mollusca; Gastropoda; Planorbidae. The record is from RefSeq and is a predicted model, not a curated record. Bases 221 to 544 code for a protein of 107 amino acids. The transcript is spliced from 3 exons.